This is a messenger RNA of Rhagoletis pomonella (apple maggot), 685 nucleotides long. RefSeq lists its product as uncharacterized. Lineage: Eukaryota; Metazoa; Arthropoda; Insecta; Diptera; Tephritidae. The record is from RefSeq and is a predicted model, not a curated record. The transcript is spliced from 2 exons. The coding region runs from base 110 to 637 and encodes 175 amino acids.
UUCAAUUCAAUUCAAUAAAACUUAUAAUGGUGGUUUGUCACACUUAGGUUGUAUUAUUCUUCCUGUACCUGCUUAUAAUAUAAGAAAUAAUGUAUUUUUUGCCUAUUUUAUGCACAAAUUUGUACUAACACGCUUUUGUUUUUUUUCCAACUCUUUCCCUUUUUAUUUACCAGUAGGCAGCGUUGCUAUUUAUUCGGCCACAUCUCGCGGACGUGUGCAGUUGAUCUAUGGGGGCCAACCGUUUAUCUUUGAGAAAAUAUUGAAAUUGUCCACAGGCGAAGAGAAAAAGUUUUGGCGCUGUAACCAAUGGUGGAACCAAAAGUGUCGCUCUCGUGUUUACACAAUCAACGAUAUUGUCAUGCCGCUCAAUCGUUAUCACACUCACGAAGAAAUAGUGCGUCGCAAGAAACGUACGCGCAGGAUACCGCCUAUUAUUCCUGCAUCUGCAAUUAAAAAGGAGAAGAAAGUGUCUGCAGCAGCAGGAGAGAGAGCGAGCACAGUUGAAGUUGGCGUCGAAGCGACAGAUCCGAUAGAUGUGUCUGACUUAGGAAUGCAUUUAAAAUAUGAAGAAAUUGUGGCCGAUGUCACUGAAAUAGCCGAGCCAAGUAUCAUUGUGAAGAAAGAUUUGAAUAAAUAAUUUAUAAAACCAUGUAGUAAAUAAGAAGUAACUUGAAAUUUUUGUUUU